Molecule: messenger RNA, 1171 nt
Organism: Cryptococcus amylolentus CBS 6039
Lineage: Eukaryota; Fungi; Basidiomycota; Tremellomycetes; Tremellales; Cryptococcaceae
Exons: 4
Coding region: 1-1131 (376 amino acids)
Source: RefSeq, a predicted model, not a curated record
AUGCACUCCGACGCUCCACCGACAUUGCGGGAUAUCACGAGUGCUGCUGCUAUCCAGGAUUGGGCUGGCCUCUCGCCCAACGACUCUCACCCCGGUGAUCCUUCUACUAUCCAUCCAAUCUCUGAGAUCCCUGCGGCCGUUAUGAAUGAUCGAGCCAAAAAUCUCGACUUGCCGCAACACCACGGGGUCGUGGAACGCCUCUUGGCCUCAUUGAAGCAUAACGAAGAACUUUCGAACCUCUUGCAAGCCGAGAGAUCGUUGUCACAGACGCUACAGUCCUAUCUGCUCACUGAUAUGGAAAUCAUCAAUCGUUUGCAAGACAAGACCAAAGAGCUCGAAUCGCAAUGCAAGCGCAAGACAGAGCACAUCUGCGAUCUUGAACGCGUUAACAAAGACAACAUAAUCGACUACCAUUCUAUAAGCCAAGAGCGGGACGAAAUGGCCUGCUAUGUGGCAUUCCUCAAAGAAAGGCCACAAUACUUGCCUCUAUCGGAAAGAAGCAAGUCUGGCAAGGUUAAUGAAGAUUUCGAGUUGUACAUGUGGGAUGUGAAGGUUGAAAGGGAUCAGUAUAAAUCGAAGCUCGAAUAUCAAGCUACCCGAGUGGGAGAACUUGAGGAUAAAAUCAAGCAGCAAGAGGCAUACAAGAGCGACUUGACGGCAUCCGCAGACAGGUAUCUCAACCUCACCAAGAAACAGGAAGAAGAAGUUGGGACCCUGAAAGAUGAAGUUGCCUAUCUCGAAGACCAUCUCGACGCCCUUCUGAAGUACGCGCCCCCGUCCGUACAGCUUCAAGAGCAGCUGUGGAAAGUUGUCGAGCAUGCCCGAAGCACCUUUGGCCCCGAAUUUGAAACCAUCUCCACGCCCUGGGCGGCAGAGCAGCUCGAGAUCCUCCAAGCAGCUCCGGAUGUCUGCGAUUUCUGGACGCAAAGCAUCAUUGUGCACCUGGCGCAGCACUUGGAGGCUCAGUCGUCGAGAAAGGCGGAGGAGACGGAGGAGGAAAAGCGAGUGAGAUUGGCCGAGAAGGAACUUGCGAGGGAUUUAAUGUUCAGGUGUACGCUGAAAACUGGGCAGCAGGCGCCGCGAGUGGCUUAUGUGCAGGCCCCGAUGCCGUACUAUACUAGUACUAUUUGAUACUCCCUUGGGCGAGAUCUGGGUUAUAAAGGUUGCUACA